AUUUUAUUUUGAAAAUUUGAAUUUAUUUGUUUGGUUUCUUCCACUUACGAUUGCUGUGCUUCUGACUGUUUACGGAAUAUAUUUUCCCCGCUUCCAACUUGGAAUUCUUACUGUAGUUAGCUGGGUUUGGGACGCGUUAGAAUAGCUGGCUUAUCGGUCUCUGGUCACAAGUCUUUGUUCCGUUCGCUGACUAAGUGAAUUCGGACGCUUCAGAUAUAACAGAUUAACAUUUCUUUUGUAUCGAUAAACGUUUUCAGUUUGAUAAAAGUGCUCAGUACUUAAUACUUUUCUACAAUCAUUGAACACUCCUGGCUGUAAAUUUUUUAAGGUAAAAAUAAUCUUGGUAAUGAUGAUCACUAACUUUACUCUCUUUUCUAUUAAAUAGCAUAAUGAACGAACUAAAUUGAUACAAUGACUUUCUGGCCUUGUGUACACAAAUACUGUACAACUUUAUCAUGUGUGAAUUAGUGGAUUAUUCUGAUUCUGACAAAUCUGAAUCGGAUAUUUCAUUGAGUGAAUAUGAAGAAGGUUCAGUAAAAUUAUCAAAUUCAUCUAAUUUUCAAUCUUUACAAUCUGUUCAUAUAGCUGAAGAAGAUUUUUUCAAUCUGAAGGACAAUAAUGAUGAAAGCAAUACUAAUUUUUGGACAUCUACAAUACAUGAUAAUGACUUAUUGCCAAAUACAGUGCCAAUGAUCAAUAAAGAUGAUAAACUUUUGUCAUUACAAAAAGAUAAAUAUUUAGAAGAAGAAAAUUUACUGAAAAUCAUUGAUACUUCUUCCAGUUCACGGAAUCAUAUUGAAACAUUGAACGGUAAUAGCAACUUUCUUAUUUCCUAUGUUAUUGACUAUAAAGCAUCUAAUAUUGUUGAUACCAAUAAUACUGUAAUCUAUCCUCGUCUCUCACUUCAAUGGCCAUAUCUUGCAUUAUGUGGACCAUUAUGCAAACAAUCAAAUGAAACGAUUGAUAAACUAUCAUCACAUAUUUUGAUAUGGCGACUUCCAUAUACUGAUAGUGCAAAAAAUUCACCUUCACUUAUUUGUGAUUAUCGAAUUCAUUUAGAUCAUGAACUGACUUCUAAUUCAUCAUCAGUACUAUCACCAUAUUUACGAUUAGAUUCUUAUUGUUGGACAAAAUUUCAUUCUUCUAUAACAGAUUCACAAUGUUUACAAUUGAUAGCAGCUACUUUUAAAGGAUUAAUUGAAAUUUGGGAUAUUAAUCAAGGUAAAAAGAUUAGACAUUUCAAUGUAUCUUCACAAACUGGUCCAUUAUUACGUUGUGCAUCAUUACCAGUCGAUAACGAUUCCUCUUUUCUAUUAACUGGUGGUAUCAGUGGUAUUAUAAGUUUAUGGGAUUUGCGUAUAUCAACAUCCAAAGUACCUCAAUUAAAAUAUUCUCAUACAGAAUUAAAAACUUCAAUAGCUGAUUUACUUUGGCUUAAUGAAAAUCAAUUUAGUUCAUGUUCAGAUACUGUUGAUCGAAAUAAUUGUGAACAUAAUAUAGCUGUAUGGGAUAUACGAUUUGCUAAACCAAUAUCUCAUCAAUUAUAUCAAGAACGUUGGGGUUGUAACAGAUUGGCUUUAAAACCAAAAUAUCAUUCUAAUCAAAAUAUUCGUUUUGCUGUACAAACUCAUGGUGAUGCAAUUGUUGAAAUCUAUAGUAAAAACUCAAAAAAAUUAACAUCUUCAAAUCGUUUAAGUUAUCAUUUAGAGAAACGUUGGCGUUAUGAAGGACAUCAGUUCUAGAUGAUCAUAAUUAAUUCAUUAUCGUGCAAAAAAUGAUUUCAAAUGAACCGUUGAUAAAUCAGCACAACAUCCACUUACGAGGAUAUAAUUUUCCCGUCGAUGCAUUUCAUUGUUGUAAUACAUGUCAUAAUUGUACUCCUUAAACAAGUUUUGAACUAGUCAACUCAAAACAAUCUUAUAUCAUAUAAUUGUUUCUUAUAUUAAAUGUGAGGUGAUAUAAAGUAGUUCGAUUGUUUGACCAGAAAUUACUCUUAAGACUUAGUUAUCGGGAUAUAUAUGAAAAUGAUGCUUCCCUGUCACACAAGGUUAAACCGGAUUUAUUCGGUCCACAACUGAUGUCUGAUCAUAAAUUGACAAAGUUGACUACGAAGCAAUCUGCCUGAAUUAUUUCACUGAGACGUACAAUAUUACACACACACAUUUUUGAAUGUAACGAUAUUACUCAUAAUGUGGUGUGAUCUACUUAUAUCCA
This is a messenger RNA of Schistosoma rodhaini, 2214 nucleotides long. NCBI's taxonomy places the organism in Eukaryota, Metazoa, Platyhelminthes, Trematoda, Strigeidida, Schistosomatidae. The record is from the annotation of a GenBank genome assembly.